AUGACCAAGACCCCUUCCUCCCACCACUACGCGUCUACCGACGACACGAUUAUCUUCGACCCGAGGUUCUUCGAUCCAACCCACGGCUAUUCCAUUCCUACACCAUCGACGUCUCAAGCCGAGGCACCUCCGAAGGCUCCAGCAAAGCCAAAGUCUCCUCGUCAACCAAAAUCCAAGCGCGAGAAGCUCGGCGCCAUCUUGAAAAAGAAAUGUCCUCAAAACAUUCUUGGGAGACUGCUUAUGGUUAUCAAGAAAAGCCCCAGUGCUUCGAAGGGCAACCAUUGCAAGCAUAUCUUACUCCUCCAGGUGACCUAUGAAUCGCCAUACUGCGCCCUUCUGACGACCGAACUCCAAGAUGUUUUCGCACGCGCGCCAAACGCCAUCAUGCACACCGAGCCGGAAAACAAGCUUACGUGGUGCGAGGUUUGCGGAAAUGCGCUGCAUGGGGUUUGUUUUGCUCAAUGUAAGCUGUGUACUAUCUCUCCUAUCCUUUGUUCCUUGUGCUCAUACCCUUCAAAGGGGAAGAAGGUUACGUGUGUCUGGUGUCGGGCGGAGUGGGUUCUGCGGGAUGCGGGAAAGGGUAAGGGUAAGGCUAUCGGAGACGAGGGGUAUGUCAACUUGGCGGCGGUAGCGGGGGUUAGUACGCAGAGGGAUACUUCGUCCUAUUACCAUGGAGUGAGGAGAGGGAGCAAAUAUUAUGGAUAUCAGAAGUAUAGGAUGCGGUGA
This is a messenger RNA of Guyanagaster necrorhizus, 726 nucleotides long. RefSeq lists its product as uncharacterized. The record is from RefSeq and is a predicted model, not a curated record. The coding region runs from base 1 to 726 and encodes 241 amino acids. The transcript is spliced from 8 exons. Lineage: Eukaryota; Fungi; Basidiomycota; Agaricomycetes; Agaricales; Physalacriaceae.